Messenger RNA from Lycium barbarum (goji berry), 636 nucleotides. RefSeq lists its product as uncharacterized. The record is from RefSeq and is a predicted model, not a curated record. Bases 1 to 636 code for a protein of 211 amino acids. Gene Ontology annotation, cellular component: plastid. The transcript has a single exon. NCBI's taxonomy places the organism in Eukaryota, Viridiplantae, Streptophyta, Magnoliopsida, Solanales, Solanaceae.
AUGACAGCUCAACCAGAAGGGCAAUCAAUCGACCUUGAGGAAUACUCUGCAUCAAAGACUCUGAUUCCUUUUGACCAACCACUCCCUCUACUUCGAGGUCCCAUCAGGGCUGGCCCACAAGAAGAAACAGCUGGGCGAUUCAUCCUCGCAUUUAAAGACCCUAUCUCCUGGGCCUCUGCAUACAAAGCUUGUGAGUCUCAAGUUAUUCAACAAUGUGAAUCCGGAGCUAGGAUUGGUUGCUCCAUCGUAGCCUCAGACAAAUGUAAAACCCCUUGGUGGAAAUCAUUCCCUGGCAGUGCUUCCAAUCUAGACUUUGCAGAGAGGGAGAGAUGUGAAGAACGUGAAAUGGAGGCUUGCCUCGAAGCAGCAAAGGGAAAGUGCCGUGAAUUCGCAAAGCAGAAGUGCUUCCCAGCAUUUCGUGAUGCAAGGAUUGCAGUAAAAGGUUUGAGUCCCAAGGUGAACCAAAAAGAGUUAUCCAGGCUAAUUUCUUGGGUGAACUUUGGGGACAAGUGUCAGAUAACUGAUCUUUGGAGAUUAGAGAGCCCUUGGCUUGAGUUUAAGUCACAGCUUGAAGUAGCUUAUUGCAAAGGGAGUGAUAUAUUAGGUUCAGAGACACAGAAAUUAAUGAAAAUUUGA